Camellia sinensis is the source of this 928-nucleotide messenger RNA. RefSeq names its product transmembrane protein, putative (Protein of unknown function, DUF599). The record is from RefSeq and is a predicted model, not a curated record. Lineage: Eukaryota; Viridiplantae; Streptophyta; Magnoliopsida; Ericales; Theaceae.
AAUUCUUGUUACACUAUAUAUACAUACAAACAUAUAUAUAUAUAUAGAGAGAGAGAGGUCCAAAGAAGCCAAAGAACGUUAAAGGAGAGGAGCUAACUCACACAAAAUAUACAAACAGUUGCACAGAGAGAGAGAGAGAGAGAGAGAGAGAGAUGGAAUGGAAGAAGUGUUACUUGGAUGUAAUACUGGUGCCAAUGGGGUUUGUGAUGACGAUAGGUUACCAUGUUUGGUUAUGGCAUAUGGUUAGAACCCAACCUCAUGUGACCAUCAUUGGAACCAAUGCCAUGGGUCGCCGCUUAUGGGUCUCUUCCAUCAUGAAGGACAAUGAGAAGAAGAACAUCUUGGCCGUCCAAACCCUAAGAAACACCAUAAUGGGAUCAACCUUGAUGGCCACCACCUCCAUCCUCCUCUGCUCUGGCCUUGCUGCUGUCAUAAGCAGUACCUACAGUGUCAAGAAGCCGCUCAAUGACGCCGUCUACGGCGCUCACGGCGAGUUCAUGGUGGCUCUCAAAUAUGUCACUCUCCUCCUAAUCUUCCUCUUCUCAUUCAUGUGCCACUCUCUCUCCAUAAGGUUUACAAACCAAGUCAACUUCCUCAUCAACUGCCCACAACAACCGCCGGAGACACCGUGCGUGGCGGUGACUGCCGCCUACGUGUUGGAGCUGUUGGAGAGAGGGUUCAUGCUCAACACUAUUGGGAACAGGCUCUUCUAUGCAGCUUUGCCUCUCUUGCUUUGGAUUUUUGGGCCAGUGUUGGUUUUCUUGUGUUCACUCACUAUGGUCCCAGUGCUUUACAAUCUCGACUUCGUGUUUACAAAUGACAAAGGAAAGGGGGGUGAGAUUGAAAGCAAUGGAUACCACCAUGAAUCUGUGUAAAUUUUUUUGAAGGCAUUUUCAUAUUAAUUAUAUAUAUGGGUUGGUUGAUUAUA